This is a messenger RNA of Rhagoletis pomonella (apple maggot), 6055 nucleotides long. Its product is annotated as fibrillin-1-like. The record is from RefSeq and is a predicted model, not a curated record. Gene Ontology annotation, molecular function: calcium ion binding. NCBI's taxonomy places the organism in Eukaryota, Metazoa, Arthropoda, Insecta, Diptera, Tephritidae.
AAUUCAAGGUGUCACCGACAAAUCUGACAAUGUUUUAACAUCGCUGACACCACCGCAUUAAAGUGUACUUAGUAAAGCUAUUUGCGUUUUCUUCGCAAAAGUUUUUGAUUUGGAUAAGCGUAAAGGAUUAGCAGCAUGGCGGCGCACUGCCAAUUCUUUUGGCUGAUGGUGGUGGCGUUAAUUGGUGUGUCACUGGCGGGUUAUGAGGAUUGUGAGAACGCGCCCUACGCCGAGCAUUCGGCCAUACAAAUAAUCGACAACGAGGAUGCAGUGCGAGCCAUUUACACAUGCGAAGAAGGCUACGAGUUGAGAGGCAUCAACGAGUUGGUAUGCAAUUUAGAUACAGACCUCUGGGAUGCCGAACCGCCGACUUGUGUAAAAGUUGAGCUCUCGAAUGAGGUGGCUGACGGGGCAAACAGUGGGCGCGCGGGGAAAAAGAAGAAACCGCUAGAUAUAAUAGAAGAUCGCCACGUAUCUGCGGAUAUGGCCGCCUCGCUGGAUAUGUCCUGUGUGCAGGCUAAAGUGAAGGCGCCAGAAAUACGUCAUGGCUUUGUAGAGAAAUACGAUCGGCGACGCAAAGGCGACCAUAUCUUCUUGGUGGCUUUCUAUGCGUGCAAUGACAACUUCGAGUUGGAGGACGCCGAGAUAGCGACGCUGUACUGCAGUCAACGCAAAUGGGUAGGAGAACUGCCGACGUGUGUGGCGCUGGGCGAAUACACCGAUGUGGACGAAGAAGAAUACGACGAAUAUGAAACAGUUGAUGGCGAUGAAGAAGAUGAAGCUGAGGGAGAGGAGGAAGAAGGGGCUGUUGAUAAUCGUGUAGCGCCGCCGCCACCACCACCACCUGCAGAAGUCGAGCCUAUGCAGCCUAUAGAGCAAGAGAUCAGCAAUGAGAUUGAGCCCACCGUACAACAAAACGUGGAAGCUACGCAUCCCGUUGAAGUUGACAGCGUUGAGCCUAUUACCGAACCGGAACCUGCACCAGUUACGGACGUGAAUAUUGUCAUCGCACCCACACAGGAUCCAUAUACGCCACGUUUCCUCGACAAUGACUGCGGUCCAGACAAUGGCGGCUGCGAACACAAAUGCGAGCGUCUGCUUUUCCCUGGCGAGAACGAGCCACGCCUGAAAUGCUCCUGCUUUGAAGGGUUCAGCUUGGAUCCAAACAAUUACGCAAGUUGUCAUGACAUCAAUGAAUGCCAGCUGAACAAUGGCGGCUGCGAGCAAAUCUGCAACAAUCUGCCCGGCUCCUACCAGUGCGCCUGUGAGCAGGGUUUACAAAUCGAUACGCUAACGGGCAACACAUGCACCGACAUCAACGAGUGCCUGUUACGCAACGGACAUGGGCCAUGCCAGGACACCUGCCACAACGAGUGGCGCGGCUACAGGUGUUCCUGCGAAGGUCUGGCUGGCACGCAAUUAUCCCAGGAUAAUCACACAUGCGAAGAUGCUGGCGAGUGUGCCAUCGCCAACGGUGGCUGCUCACACCAGUGCCUCUCCUCAAUGGGUCGCAUCUAUUGUCUGUGUCCAAGCGGUUGGCUGAUGUCGCCGGACGGAACGAACUGUGAAGAUAUCAACGAAUGCGAGCAGCCUGAAGUGGCAGCGCUGUGUUCUGCCGGCUGUGAGAAUACACCUGGCUCUUACCGAUGCGUACCAGCGCUCAAUACUCCCGAAGAUGCCAAAGAGAACGCAGAAGAAAACGAAGAUACUGAAGAUAGUGGAAAUGCAGACGCUGAUGAGCCUGUGAGUGAAGACGAUCAGGGUAUACGCCGCAUUGCCGAAACUGAACCCAUCUGCCCAAGUGGCUAUCGCGCUGGCGGCGACAAUUCGGACAAAUGCGUUGACAUCGACGAAUGCGCUGAGGGCACCAGCGGGUGCGAGCAUUGUCUCAACACUGUGGGUUCCUAUGAGUGCACUUGUCCCGGUGGCUACGAUCUUGCCGACGAUGAGCGCACCUGCAUAGACAUAAACGAGUGCGAUGUCAUUGUAGAGCGUGAGGACGACUCUGAUGCUGCGCCUGCGAAGAUUUGCUCUGGUGGCUGCGAAAACACAAUCGGCUCCUUUAUUUGCACUUGCGAAGCCAAUCAACAUCUGCUCGAAGACCGACGCACAUGCGCUAUAGACACUUGCAAAGACUUGAAUAAUCCGCAAUUGAAUAAGACACGUUGCGCCUACCAGUGCAUGGACUUGCCCAGUGGCGUCUACGAAUGCGUUUGUCCAGCGGGUUAUACGCUGAGCGAUGAUCUGCACAAUUGCGAGGUGGCCGAAAGUGUUUGCGCCAAGGAAGGCGGCUAUGAAAGCUGUGCGCCAGGCACUUGCAUCCCAAGUGAGGAUAACAGUUCAUAUGAGUGCGAUUGUCCGGCUGGCUAUGUGAAUGAAGGCAACCAUUGCAAUGAUGUCGACGAAUGUGCCGCUGAGCUGCACGGGUGCUCACACGAAUGCCUCAACACUUUAGGUGAAUAUCAGUGCGGCUGUCCAGCUGGUUUUCGAUUUACCGAAGGCAGCGAUCACGUGUGUGAAGACAUCGACGAAUGUGCGUCCAAUCCUAAUCUGUGUGGCGCUUUAAACUGCGUCAACAAUCCUGGCAGCUUCAUCUGCCUAUGCACGGAUGGCUCCGUUCCCGAUGCCGCGACUGGCGCUUGCCAUAUCGCCGAUCCUUGCGAGGCCCACCAGUGUUCGCACCAAUGCAUUGCUGAAGGUGUUGGCUUCAAGUGCAUCUGCCCGCAUGACAUGUCACUGGCUGAUGAUGGACUAAACUGCUUUUACAAGGAUAUUUGCGCCGAAAACAACAACGGCUGUGAACAGAUUUGCAGAUCGGAAGAUGAUGGUGCUUGUGGCUGCCGCAGCGGUUACGAACUGGCUGCCGAUGGCAAGUCGUGUGUGGACGUGAACGAGUGCGAGAUUGGCAAUGGCGGUUGCCAUCAAGUUUGCCAGAACUAUGCAGGUGGGUACGACUGUGCCUGCGAACCGGGAUUUGAGUUUCUCGAUGGAUCGCUCAAGUCAUAUUGCUUCGACGUAGACGAAUGCGCUUUGGGGUUGCACAAUUGCGGGAAGGGCAUGCUGUGUGAAAAUCUUAAUGGAUCUUUCACCUGCAUAUGCCCACAGGGGUUCGCGCUGGGCUUACCACCGGUUUAUGCUUCGCUGCGGGCUUUACUUUCAUCAUAUCAUCCAGCUGCGCCGAAAUCAUACGCUUCAUCAUCAGUCAUGCAAACUCAGCCCACAUCUAUCAUAAAACAUACACCCUCAUGUCUAGACAUCGACGAAUGCUCUAUAUCGAAUGGCAAUUGCUCCCAUUUUUGCUUGAAUUAUCCUGGCAGCUUUCAGUGUUCUUGUCCGCCGGGCUAUGCACUAAGUAGUGCCGAUAAUCGCACCUGUCUGCUGGUGAAUGCUUGCUUGCAGAAUAACGGCGGCUGCUCGCAUGAGUGUGCAUUAGUGCCAGGUGUGGGUGCGCAGUGCCAUUGUCCAAGCGGAUAUGGGCUCUCUGUGGAUGCGCGCACCUGCCUUGACAUUGACGAAUGCGCUGCGGCUAAUGGGGGCUGCGGUCAGCUUUGUCGCAACGCGCCGGGUAGCUUUGAGUGCGCUUGUAGCAUGGGUUACGAAAUGUUGGCAAAUGGGCGCGACUGUGCCGAUAUUGACGAAUGCGCAAAUGGGUUUGGUAACUGUACUUUCAUCUGCGUAAAUCUUCUAGGUUCGUACGAAUGCGGCUGCGAGGGAGGCUUCCAGCUGGCUGAGGAUCGCCGCACCUGCAUCGAUAUUGACGAAUGUGCACUGAGACGACACGAUUGUUCCCACGAAUGUGUAAAUGUAGAGGGCGGUUAUGAGUGCAUAUGCCCAGAAGGUUACUUAUUAGGUGACAAUAAAGCGACCUGCUUGGAUGUAGAUGAAUGCGUAGGCAGCGAACAUGGCUGUAGCCAUGGUUGCAAAAACAAAUUGGGCGACUAUGAAUGCAACUGUCCUGAUGGCUAUGCGCUUGCAGUUGACAAUAGAAACUGCGUCGAGGUAACUUCUGUGAUUGAUACACGAACCAAUGAGCUCGAUGUGGACACAGCCUUGAUUGAUGUCUGUUUGCGCGAAAAUGGCGGUUGCUCUCACAUUUGUAAUCCCGAAACAGGUUGCUCAUGUCCAAGUGGGCUAGAGCUUUCCGUCGACGGAAAGACGUGUGCCGAUAUCGAUGAAUGCGGAUACAACAAUGGCGGAUGUGCACGUAUUUGCCACAACACUAUCGGUGGCUUCGAGUGUCUCUGCUCAGACGCGGCAACGCCGGACAAUGGUCACAGCUGUGUGGCACUUUGCCCGCCCGGCUUUACAGUUAGCUCGCAAGACCCCGCGAAGUGUGAGGAUAUCGAUGAAUGCGCCACACCAGGUCUCUGUCAAUACAGCUGCGUAAACACAAAUGGUUCAUAUGAGUGCGUCUGUCCGAAAGGCUUCGCGCUGCGCAAUGGACGCGACUGUGAAGACAUAAAUGAGUGCUUGAAUGAAAACGGCGGUUGCGUGGGCGGUGAUUGCAUCAAUCACAUUGGCAGCUAUCAGUGUAAGUGUCCAACGGGACAGCGUUUGGCUGUGGAUCGUCGCACGUGUGAGCGCGCGCCGGAGCUGCGUGAUCAGUGCGCCCCUUUCUUGGCGCCCGCCAAUGGGGACUUCCACUGUACCAAGUAUCGCCACAAGAAGAAGCACUUCUACAACACACGAUGUAAGGUUUGGUGCAAAGAGGGCUAUCGCUUGGAAGGACCAUCACAACGGUUUUGCAAUUCCUCCGGAGAAUGGGAUAAUUUCGAAAAUCUUUGUACGCCUACCGUUUGUCCCCGCUUGCAGCCACCACUCAAUGGCGUAAUUAUACCCACUGCCUGUACAGCUGGUAAGGUAUUUAUGGGCGAACGCUGCCGGCUACAAUGCCAGCCUGGCUAUGUGCCAGUCGGAAAAAGCGUAGGAGUCUGCACAGCUGACCUCACUUGGUCGCACAAUGCUACCUUCGAAUGCAUGCCAGCGACGAGAACACAGUUUCUGCCAGCUAUACCUUUGCCUGGCCCACUGCCUGUCAGCCCGUCAGUAAAUGGCUUCCUCAAUCGACCCACAAUAACACAAGUGCGACCACGAAUCGGUUUUGGUGGAUCAGUUGCUGCUCGACGUCCAUUCAUUAAGUGUCCACGAAACACCACAGUUUUCUUGGCGGCAGGCGCCAGCACUGCACACAUCAUUCUACAAAAACCCAUCACCAAUAUGGAUUACCGCUACAUUGAGUCUCACCCAGCUUGGACUCGCAAUAUGCAAGCGCAUCUGGGCGCUGGACGGCAUGUGGUGACAUUCCGUGGUCGCGAUCCAGUCUCGGGCAGACGGGCAAGAUGCCAGACAAUCAUUUAUGUGGAGCAGGCCGCAUCGCCGAAAGUGAAUUUCUGUACGCGCUCAUUUGAGGUGGCUUUAAGUCCAAACCAAGUGUAUCGUUCGGUGGUAUGGAAGGAGCCACGUUUCGAAAGCACACUGGGUCCAAUUAAGAAGCUUUAUAAGUCGAGAAUACCUGGUGAACUGUUUAAUGCUGGCAAGCAUACAAUUUACUAUGAGGCAACCAGUGAGCAGGGGAUUACGGCACGCUGCGAGUUCCAAAUUAUCGUUAAAGAAGCAUUACCUACACCCUCGACACCCUUGCCCUCACUUGACUUGAGCUACCCGGGAGUGGCGGAGCCUGUUCUACAACCUGCACCCUUAAUGCGUCUGCCGUCUACAGCAGGCUUGAAUGCCAAACUAUUGGCGGGUCAUGAGUCCUUCGUAAUUUGCCCAGGGCAAGCGCCAGUUAAGGUCACAAACUCGAGAUCUGUAACUUUACCCGUGGGCUGCAUAUUAAAGAAUGUUCGGAACUCGUCGGUGCGUCGCCAUGCCCAACGUCGUUUGAUUACCACAAAUUGGUCGCAUUUUACUCCGUUUUAAACGAAAUGCAUAUUACCAAAGUUUGUACUUUUAAUAGCAUAAUAUAAUUACUUUAAAGCCAAAAAUGGACAGCUACUUGCACUUGAGAAGCUUUUGUAUUUUAAUUUAAUAUUUGUAUUUUGAAUAAUAAAAAAAA